Messenger RNA from Bolinopsis microptera, 1860 nucleotides. Its product is annotated as zinc finger protein 271-like. Gene Ontology annotation, biological process: regulation of transcription by RNA polymerase II. NCBI's taxonomy places the organism in Eukaryota, Metazoa, Ctenophora, Tentaculata, Lobata, Bolinopsidae. The record is from RefSeq and is a predicted model, not a curated record. The coding region runs from base 17 to 1741 and encodes 574 amino acids. Gene Ontology annotation, cellular component: nucleoplasm. The transcript has a single exon. Gene Ontology annotation, molecular function: RNA polymerase II cis-regulatory region sequence-specific DNA binding; DNA-binding transcription repressor activity, RNA polymerase II-specific.
AACAUUUCUAUCAGGAAUGUCACUUCAAAAAACAGAAAGGUUUGAGGGGAUUGAUAUCAAAGAAGAGAUGACAGACGACCAACAAGUUAACACUACUUCAACCUGGUCAGUAUGCACUUGUAAAUGUGAGGAAGACGACAGAAGUAACAAUCUGAAAGCUGAAGCUGUGCUGUGUAAUCAGUUUGAAGCUAGUUCAGAACACUUCAACCAAGUAGGUGAAGUUGUAAAGAUUGAGGAUGUCAGGAUUUUCCGUGAUGUACCGGCUAAAGAUGAACUUUUGGACUAUAAAGAAAUUCGGUGUGAUAACUGUAAUCUUGCGCUAACAACGUCGAAUGUAAUACCUGCACAAAGAAAGUCUUCUUCAUCUCCUAUACCUACUGAGUCAGAUUGUGGUAUUCAGGCUCUAUCUACUGGAGAAACCUCACCGUCUGGGACUAAACAGAAGUUGAAAAAACAGAAACAAAAAAACACCGGAGAGAAAACUUAUUCUUGCAGUUUGUGUGAUUACAAAGCGAUUCGAUCGAGCACUCUUGCUAUUCACAAACGGACACACACAGGAGAAAAACCUUAUUCUUGCAGUUUGUGUGAUUAUAAAUCGAAUCAUUCGGGGGAUCUUGCUCGUCACAAACGGACACACACCGGAGAGAAACCUUAUUCUUGCAGUUUGUGUGAUUAUAAAUCAUAUCAAUCGGGCGAUCUUGCUUCUCACAAACGGACACACACCGGGGAGAAACCUUAUUCUUGCAGUUUUUGUGAUUUUAAAUCGAAUCGAUCGAGCAGUCUUGUUUCUCACAAACGGACGCACACUGGGGAGAAACCUUAUUCUUGCAGUUUGUGCGAUUAUAAAUCAAAUCAAUCGGGCACUCUUGCUCGUCACAAACUGAAACACACCAGGGAGAAACCUUAUUCUUGCAGUUUGUGUGAUUAUAAAUCAAAUCAAUCGGGCAAACUUGCUUUUCACGAACUGACACACACCGGGGAGAAACGUUAUUCUUGCAGUUUGUGUGAUUAUAAAUCAUAUAACUCUGGCCAUCUUGCUUCUCACAAACGGACACACACCGGGGAGAAACCUUAUUCUUGCAGUUUGUGUGAUUAUAAAUCGAAUCAAUUGAGCAAUCUUGCUUCUCACAAACGAACACACACCGGGGAGAAACCUUAUUCUUGCAGUUUGUGUGAUUAUAAAUCAAAUCAGUCGGGGGAUCUUGCUCGUCACAAGCGGUCACACACAGAGGAGAAACCCUAUUCUUGCAGUUUGUGUGAUUAUAAAUCAUAUCACUCUGGCAAUUUUGCUUCUCACAAACGGACACACACCGGGGAGAAACCCUAUUCUUGCAGUUUGUGUGAUUAUAAAUCAAAUCAAUUGGGCAAACUUGCUUCUCACGAACGGACACACACCGGGGAGAAACGUUAUUCUUGCAGUUUGUGUGAUUAUAAAUCAAAUCGAUUGAGCGAUCUUGCUGCUCACAAAAGGACACACACCGGGAAGAAACCUUAUUCUUGCAGUUUGUGUGAUUAUAAAUCAAAUCAAUCAAGCAAUCUUGCUUCUCACAAACGGACACACACCGGGGAGAAACCUUAUUCUUGCAGUUUGUGUGAUUAUAAAUCAAAUCACUCUGGCAAUCUUGCUCGUCACAAACUGACACACACAGGAGAGAAACGUUAUUUUUGCAGUUUGUGUGAUUAUAAAUCGAAUCUAUCGAACGAUCUUGCUCGUCACGAACUGACUCACACAGGAGAAUGAACUUAUUCUUGCAGUUUGUGUGAAAACUUGUAAACAUUUUUUGGUUCAUUGCUAACUAAAAUUUGUGGCUUGAUUAUAUAUAAUAUAUUUUAUUUGACAAUUUGAUGAUUGAGUAGUUA